Eptesicus fuscus (big brown bat) is the source of this 2579-nucleotide messenger RNA. It is a transcript of the gene BAG3, whose product is annotated as BAG cochaperone 3. Lineage: Eukaryota; Metazoa; Chordata; Mammalia; Chiroptera; Vespertilionidae. The coding region runs from base 336 to 2060 and encodes 574 amino acids. Gene Ontology annotation, molecular function: adenyl-nucleotide exchange factor activity; protein-folding chaperone binding. The record is from RefSeq and is a predicted model, not a curated record. The transcript has 4 exons. Gene Ontology annotation, cellular component: membrane; cytosol; nucleus. Gene Ontology annotation, biological process: negative regulation of striated muscle cell apoptotic process; protein stabilization; muscle cell cellular homeostasis.
GGCGGAGCUCCGCUCCCGGCCCGCGCCGCCGCCGCCAACUUCUCCGGAGGGGACCAGAAGUUUCUAGCCGGCCAGUUGCUGCCUCCCUUUAUCUCCUCCUUCCCCUCUGGCAGCGAGGCGGCUAUUUCCAGACACUUCCACCCCUCCCGGGCCACGUCACCCGCUCCUUUAAUUCAUAAAGGUGCCCGGCGCCGGCCUCCCGGACACGUCGGCGGCGCGCACGGCUCCAGCUCCGGCCGCGGCCCGCGAGCGACUCGGCGCCCGGAGGCCCCGCACCCCGUGACUCGGCACCCCGCACCCCGGCGGCCUCCCUUCCGGGCCGACCCCGACCCAGCAUGAGCGCUGCCACCCACUCGCCUAUGAUGCAGGCGGCGUCCGGCAACGGCGACCGCGACCCCCUGCCCCCCGGCUGGGAGAUCAAGAUCGACCCGCAGACCGGCUGGCCCUUCUUCGUGGACCACAACAACCGCACCACCACGUGGAACGACCCGCGCGUGCCCCCCGAGGGCCCCAAGGAAACUCCGUCCUCUGCAAAUGGCCCUUCCCGGGAGGGCCCCAGGCUGCUGCCCGCUAGGGAAGGCCACAUUGUGUACCCCCAGCUCCGACCAGGCUACAUUGCCAUUCCCGUCUUCCACGAAGGCGCCGACAGCCGGCCGCCGCACCAUUUCUUUGCCGCUCCGCAGCCCGGGGCGCAGCGAUUCCGAACGGAGGCCGCCCCGGCUCCUCAGAGGUCCCAGUCCCCUCUGCAGGCGGCGGACACCGCCCCGCCGGACAGACAGUGCGGACAGGCGGGAGCAGCUGCGGCUGCCCAGCCCCCAGCCUCCCACAGACCCGAGCGAUCCCAGUCUCCAGCCACCUCGGACUGCUCGUCCUCGUCCUCCUCGGCCAGCCUGCCCCCCUCCUCCGGCAGGAGCAGCCUGGGCAGCCACCAGCUCCCCCGGGGCUACAUCCCCAUCCCUGUGAUCCACGAGCAGAACGUCUCCCGGCCGGCAGCCCAGUCCUCCUUCCACCAGGCCCAGAAGACCCAUCACCCAGCCCAGCAGGGUGAAUACCAGACCCACCAGCCCGUGUACCACAAGAUCCAGGGGGAUGAGGGGGAGCCCCGGCGGGCAGCAUCCCCGUUCCGGUCGCCUGUCCUCGGUGCGUCCAGCCGGGAGAGCUCUCCAGCCAGAGGCAGCACACCAGUGCCCUCCCCGUCGCCCAUGCGUGUGCACACUGUGGUCAACAGGCCUCAGCAGCCCAUGACCCAUCGAGAAGCUUCGUUUGUCCCACAACCUGAAAACAAACCAGAAAGCAGACCCGGCCCAGCGGGCUCAGAUCUCCCUGCUGGACACGUCCCGAUUCAGGUGAUCCGAAAGGAGGCGGAUUCCCAGCCUGCUGCUCAGAAGCCCCCACCUCCUUCGGAGAAGGUGGAAGUAAAGGUUCCUCCUGCUCCGGCUCCCAGCCCCGCUCCGGCUCCCAGCCCCGUUCCUGCUGCUGUCCCCCCGGCCCCCAAGAAUGUGGCUGCAGAAGAGAGGGCAGCCCCCAGCCCUGCCCCAGCAGAAGCCGCACCCCAAAAGCCAGGAGAAGCGGAGGCACCCCCCAAGCAUCCAGGUGUGCUGAAAGUGGAAGCCAUCUUGAAGAAGGUGCAGGGGCUGGAGCAGGCUGUGGACAGCUUCGAGGGCAAGAAGACGGACAAAAAGUACCUGAUGAUCGAAGAGUAUUUGACCAAAGAGCUGCUGGCUCUGGAUUCGGUGGACCCUGAAGGACGAGCUGAUGUCCGUCAGGCCAGGAGAGAUGGAGUCAGGAAGGUUCAGACCAUCCUGGAGAAACUUGAACAGAAGGCAAUCGAUGUCCCAGGUCAAGUCCAGGUUUAUGAAUUCCAGCCCAGCUCCCUUGAAAGCGAUCCGCCACUGCAGGAAAUCAUGGGUGCCGUGGCCGCAGACCAGGGUAAGAAAAGUGCCGGAAAUGGGGAAGAUCCCAAAGCCGAAGCCCAGCAGCCAGAUGCCAAAGCAGCGGCCACUCCAAACCCUGGCAGCACGACAGACACAGCUGGUGAGCCAGCACCACCAUCUCAGUAAAAAGCCGCGUGGAGCCUGGGAACUGAUUGUGUGCGUUAGGAAGUUCUCAGUUGCAUGCAUUUCAGGGACUUGAAAUCAAUAGGUUUUUACUAUUCAUAGCCGCUUGGUACGCAGUAACCCGGGUGGAGGCAAAACAGUAAAAAGGUUAAAAGGGAAAUGAUGCUUUUCUCCAGUAUUCUUGUGCUGUACAAUAAAGAAGUUGCUUGUUUCAAAAGUUAACAGCGCUUGUUGCUUCGGGGCCCGCCCUCUGCAUGGGCCCCACAUGUUAGCCGGGGUUGGAACUGUCUUCCUGUAGCUCUGGACUGGAGGAGUUUGGGGGGGGAGUAGAUGGGAAGUUUCCCAUCACAAAUAUGAAACCUGUUUUUCAGAAAUGUUGCCAUUUUAAAUGGGAUGAUUUUCUUCAUCUCAAAGCUAAAAUGCCUAAUUUAGAGCAAAAUGUGUAAGGAGCCAUAGGAAUUUCUGUAUGUUGGAUGACUUUAAUGUUACAUUUUAAAAAAGGAAAAUAAAGUAAUAAUAUGA